AUGUUACGUGCAAGAUUAACAGUCAGGGUCAUUAAUUUUAGUAAACUAAUAUCACUGAGAAGACAGAAUUUGAUUUUAUCAAGGCAAAUAAACUAUGGUAAAGAGACACCAUCUCCACCUAAAUUACCAAAGAAAGAACAAGAAGAAUUUGAAAAAUUGCAAAAGAUAGCCAAUGCAGAAGAUACAAUUAGAGAAUAUAACAAAGCUGUAUUAAAUGGUACUAGUAAUAGUGGCAAUGAAAAUAUUGGAUUGGGGAGCCCUGGUAAUAAAGAGAGUUUAGAAGCUUUAAGAAAGUCGCUAAAAGAUAAAAAUGAUAUUGGUAGAAUAUCACCAGAAUACACUAAGACGAUUCCAGAAUUUGAGGGUGAUGUGAAUCCAAAGACAGGUGAAGUCGGUGGUCCAAAGCAAGAUCCACUAAGGCAUGGGGAUUGGUCUUUCAAUGGUAGGGUCACUGAUUUUUAA
Molecule: messenger RNA, 462 nt
Organism: Arxiozyma heterogenica
Lineage: Eukaryota; Fungi; Ascomycota; Saccharomycetes; Saccharomycetales; Saccharomycetaceae
Gene: SDH8
Product: Sdh8p
Exons: 1
Coding region: 1-462 (153 amino acids)
Biological process (GO): mitochondrial respiratory chain complex II assembly
Cellular component (GO): mitochondrion
Source: RefSeq, a predicted model, not a curated record